AUGACACUGGACGCAGACGAAGCUUGCGGCGUGGAGCGCGAGGAUGAAUACACCGCUCUGCGCUGCUCCAUUACUCCAAUAGCUCUCACGCUGAUUGGCGGAUCGGCUGUACUUUUCGUUUUGGCCGUAUACGACGGCCUGCAACCCGUCGAAAUCGGCAGCGAUUCCUACGAUAAUAUGACGUCGUGGCAGUUGGCUCAUUACGUGACGUAUCCCAAUGGGACGCGCUACUUCAAUUAUACACGGGAGGGCUCCGACGUGAUGGAAACGCUGGAGACGUUCACGUUGUUUGAUUAUUUCCAGCAGGGCUGGUUCCACUACCAUUUCGGGGACUCGUGGGGCAGCCUGUGCUGGCCACGAAAUAGCACCGAGGACGUCCCCUCAACGUUUUCGUUAUUUAGGGCCAUGCAGUUGCGCUGGCUCAGCCAGACCCUCAUCCGAGCAAUUGUCCUCUUUACGAUGCCCUUCCGCAUCUUUGCGACCGUUUUCGUGUGUUUUGGGCGUAUGAACGCUGCCAAGACGGGGUGGAUGAGGGCGCUCAGCUGCUUGGCGAUAUUUUUGACGGUCGCCGAGUGUCUGCUAGCUUUUUCCUUGGCGGACUUGCAUCUUUGGCAGGACCCAAAUUUGCUCUUUUUGCUCAAACCAUGCGCGUUUUUCUUCUUCGUCGUGGCGCCCCUGAGGAUGAUCACGAUUUGCCAAGUGCUUCACUUCAAGAAAGCCCUACUCUCCCCACCCGUAAUGCUAUGCCUCGGCUGCGUCUUUGUGACACUCACUUGUUCCCGGCCGAUCUACGACGACAUCACGGCUUUUAUAUUGCACCCAAAUUGCGAUGUCUACGCCAGCAGCGAUCAAAUGAUGGCGUGGAUGGGGCUGGCGAUGGCUAUGUUCACGUGGGCGGUGCACGAGGCAUUCGCUGUCUCGAGCUUUCACAUUCUCGUCGUGCCGCUGCCCUGCGAAUUCGAGUGGAAUCGGGCAAACUCCGCCCACUAUCAACCGGCCUACACGAUGCAGGAAAAUCGGAAAACUUUUGCGGAAAAUCACCUUAAAAUCGACCGUUACCCCCUGGAUUUCAUAGCGUUCCCGAAAAAGGACCAUGCCGACAUCCACCUUUCAAUUACCGUAUCCCCGCACUCCUAUUUUGUGACCUCACUGGUGUGUCGA
Molecule: messenger RNA, 1161 nt
Organism: Mesorhabditis spiculigera
Lineage: Eukaryota; Metazoa; Nematoda; Chromadorea; Rhabditida; Rhabditidae
Source: the annotation of a GenBank genome assembly